AAUUGUUGAAGAUGACUCCGAACAGGAUGAUUUUGAUAACAAACUUUUAAAUAUAUCAAUGUCUACGCCUCGGGCUGCGCAAAGUGUGUCAGGGGGAUCAAUGACUAUACCUGGCGCUGCACAAAGUCAUUCAGAGGGAUCGAUGACUAUACUAGGUGCUGCACAAAGUUUUUCAGAGGGAUCAACUAGCCAUCAUACAACUUCCACCAUUGAGAGCAAUCACUAUAGGUCAUUCUUAGGAUUGCUUGAUCCAGAUCCCAUUGAAAUUAGCGAUGAUGACAACGAUGAGGUGCAGACAGCUAUUCAAAAUAGCAUGGGCUUAGCAAACGAUUCAAGCGCGCAACAAAUGGUUAGUACUGUUUUGAAUGACCACAUAGAUAAAGUGAUGGUUGGAAAAUCCUGUGACGUAGCCAUAUCUAAAAACAUUAUUAACGUUCGCCGCAAGCAUGUAUUUGAAGACGGUAUUGCCAAGCUAGGAAAAAAAAAAUUUGAUCCUUCACGUCCGUUGUCUGUCAUGUUUGCCGACGAAAUCGGGUCUAGCGAGGGUGCUGUGGAUCUAGGAGGGCCGACACGAGAAUUUCUCCGCCUUGCAGUUUCAGGAGCCUUUUCUUCGAAAGCGUUCCUGGGAUUGCCCUCGAAAAAGGUGCUGGUUAUGAACCAAGAAGCAAAGAGGAAAAACUUGUAUUUUCAAUGUGGAAAACUUCUUUCCGUUUCCUUGUGUAAUGGUGGAACUGCAGGACAUUGUCUAUCCCCCUCUAUGUAUGACUUCAUUGUAUUUGGUGAAGAAAAUUGCCACCCAUGUAUCGACGAUGUACAAGAUUGUGAAGUAAAAAGUAUCAUAGAACGGGUAAAUAUUUGCUUUUUUAUCAAUAGUGAAAAGUCUGACGUUGUAUCUCGAUAUUGAGCUGGCAUUUUCAC
Xenia sp. Carnegie-2017 is the source of this 918-nucleotide messenger RNA. Its product is annotated as G2/M phase-specific E3 ubiquitin-protein ligase-like. The record is from RefSeq and is a predicted model, not a curated record. The transcript has 5 exons. Gene Ontology annotation, molecular function: ubiquitin-protein transferase activity. The coding region runs from base 59 to 904 and encodes 281 amino acids. NCBI's taxonomy places the organism in Eukaryota, Metazoa, Cnidaria, Anthozoa, Malacalcyonacea, Xeniidae.